Messenger RNA from Vitis vinifera (wine grape), 805 nucleotides. Its product is annotated as FCS-Like Zinc finger 3. Lineage: Eukaryota; Viridiplantae; Streptophyta; Magnoliopsida; Vitales; Vitaceae. The coding region runs from base 330 to 635 and encodes 101 amino acids. The record is from RefSeq and is a predicted model, not a curated record. The transcript is spliced from 2 exons.
CAUGUAUGCCACUCGAGCCAAUGGAUUCAGUCCCAUGGAUUUGGGAAAACCACCAUCUACAGCUGACAUCUCGCAGGAACUCUCUAGUAAUCCCAUGGACCACAAUCUAAAAGGAUCACAUCCCACCAUCAGAGCCUGCAACCAAUCAGAAAUACUGGUGGGUGUGCAGGCUACCUGUUCUCUAUGGUCCUUUGCGCACCUGAUUUUCAAUUCUGCAUCUAUAUAAUUUCUGCUCCUCUCUCAUUUCUCCUCCCCCUGGCAGUCCUUUCAAUCUGCAUAUAGCCUCCUGCGCAUCUCAACAGCCAUCAGCUUCUCCAUCUUCAUUCACUAUGGCAGCUUCUUCUUCUUCUUCUCCCAGAUCAGGCUUGCUUUAUUACGCCGGGUGUGAGGAGUACCCCCACCAGCCCCAUUUCUUAGAAGCUUGUUUUCUAUGCCAGAAACCACUUGGAAACAACGCAGACAUCUUCAUGUACAGAGGGAACACUCCAUUUUGUAGCAAAGAGUGCAGACAAGAGCAGAUGGAGUUUGAUGAAGCCAAAGAGAAGAGCUGGAAUAUGAGGUCUCUUAGAAAAUCAGACUCCAACAAGUCUUCCAGCAACAAAGCUGUACGGUCAGGCACAGUUGCAGUGGCUUAAUCACGUACAUAUUCUCAGAACCAUACUUCAAUUUUCAUGUAGAGAGAUGUUAAUGGUGAAGAGAGAGAUGAAUUUGAAUGAGGGGUGUAGUCUGAGUGUCUCAUCUGUAACGCAAGCGAGCGAGCUAUGGUGGGCAUCAGAUGAGAGAGGAGAUAAGAGAGAAGAGAGAA